Vicia villosa (hairy vetch) is the source of this 1059-nucleotide messenger RNA. RefSeq lists its product as uncharacterized. Gene Ontology annotation, molecular function: catalytic activity. The transcript has a single exon. The record is from RefSeq and is a predicted model, not a curated record. NCBI's taxonomy places the organism in Eukaryota, Viridiplantae, Streptophyta, Magnoliopsida, Fabales, Fabaceae. The coding region runs from base 1 to 1059 and encodes 352 amino acids.
AUGGCUAAAAGCUUGUGGUAUGGUGGUGAGGUUGGAUAUUCUUUUUCCAACUCAGUGGGGAGGUCGGGAGGUUGGAUUAUCUUGUGGAAUUCCAUCAAUAUGGAGGUUAUUAGUAGUUUUAGAGGGGACGGUUUUUUAGGAAUAAAAGUCCUAUGGAAGAAUGAUAUUUACUAUGUGGUCAACGUCUAUUCUUCGUGUGAUAUUAUCAAAAAGAAAUUGUUGUGGCAAGAGUUGUUGAGGUUGAAGAACGCUUUUACCGACGGAGAAUGGAUUUUUGGAGGGGACUUUAAUGCCAUAAAGGAUAGAAGGGAGAGGAAGGGGAGAGCGGUUACUAUUAAUAAUAUCGAGAUAGACUUAUUUGCGGAGUUCAUUGUUAAUAGUGAUUUGGUGGAUGUACCGAGCAAAGGAAAAAAAUUCUCUUGGUAUAGCGGUGACGGUAGAUCUAUGAGUAGAAUUGACCGAUUUCUUGUCUCGAAUCAAGUUGUAAACAAGUGGGGGGUGGUUGGUCAAAUCAUUGGUGAUAGGGAUAUCUCAGAUCAUUGUCCGGUUUGGUUAGUGAAGGAUAAUGUUAAUUGGGGACCGAAGCCGUUCAAAUUUAAUAAUGAAUGGUUCUCUUUUGAUUCUUUCUUGCCUUUUGUGAAGAAAGAGUGGAGAUCUAUGAAUGUUCGAGGGAGAGGCGAUUAUGUGCUAAAGGAAAAACUUAGACUUUUAAAGGAGAAGCUUAGGAGGUGGAAUAUAGAUGUGUUCGGAAGGAUUGAUUUGGAAGUCGAAGAGGGAGUUAGGGAAUUAAAUAUGGUGGAUAGUAGGUUGGAAGAUGUUUCCGAAGAAUUGCGUCGGGAGUUGGUGGAAAAGAGGAAAGAGGCGUCUAGUAGAAUAUGGAGGAAUAUGAGAAUUAAGGAGAACAUGCUAAUUCAAAAAUCAAAGGUGAGAUGGAUGAAAGAGGGAGAUGCGAAUAGUAGUUUCUUUCACAAGGUGAUGAAAGAAAAAAGAAGGUUUAAUCAUUUAGGUCCUCUCCUCUCGGAGGGGGGUAUGGUGGAAUCGGUGGAGGAGAUUAGAUAG